AAUCGUAUGCUAAAUAUAAAUUUAAUAAACAUUGCGCACUUUCUUCUCAAAAUAUGAGAUGUGCCGUGCCCAAUUGCAGGAAUGCUUUUGUGAGCAGAUCCAAAAGGGAUCCGGAUCAGCAGCAGCAGAUUGGGUUCUUCCGGUUUCCCAAGUGCCCGGAAACAUUCAAAAGGUGGCUCACAUUUUGCGGCUUUACCGAGAACUCUUUGAAAUGGAAGAAUCCCUGCAUUUGCAUCGAACAUUUCAAGGACGAGGACAUUGAGGGAUCUUUAAAGUUCGAAAUGGGUCUGGCCAAAAAGCGUACUUUGCGACCGGGUGCCGUUCCCUGCAUAGACAAAAACCAAGAAAGUCCAUCGGAACGAGCCCUCAGUGAAAGAACACAGCGCCGCAGAAACCAGCAACUGGUGGCACAGCUUCUGGCGGAAGAAGAAGAAAAAUCUGUUGUUCCAUCGGCGUCUACUUUAGUCAGUUCAGAACAGGAAGAGGUUGAUUUGUCAGAGACUGUAACCAUGCAAUAUGAUCCACUUAUCGAAGGCGAUAGGUCGGAAAGGCUAGCGAAGUGUCGAAUAUGCUACCAGGACUUUACCGUAGACGAAAGGGCAAAGGAUCUCUUCGAUCAGGCAAACAGUAUUCUGCUCUUUCACAUCGAAGUUAUAAGCGGUGUUUGGAUCAGCCCCAAAUCAGACGAACCUCAACUUAUGUGUCCUGCUUGUCUUUUGUCCUUGGAUCAGGCCAUUAAUUUCCGGGAGUUGUGCAUUAGUACGGAGCUUAAAAUUAACCAGGCUCAGCCUCCGUGUGAAAGUGAAUUAGCAAAAUCCGAAUACGAGAUUUUGAAGGAAAACUCUACACCAUCAGAUGCGGAACUGAUCUCGGAUUCAGAAUACGCCCAUCUCGAAGAGAUUGAAGAUGCAGAAAAUGAUGCAGGACCUGUGGACGAUGCGGCCACCUCAGACGACCAGUUAAGUCAAGAGCUAGAAAUAGAUUCCCCCGAACCCGCCACCCAGGAUCCACUCAGUGUGGCUUUGGGAGCCAAGAUCUUUAAAGAACUGAUAUCACAAUAUACAGGACAUGAACGAAAUAUACCUGAAAAGGAGACACCUGUUGAACAGAAACCCAAGACCAAGAAAACAUCCGUUUCCGAGCAACGGAAAAAACGAAGGGCCAAUCCAAAGACCAAAGAAGAGAGGAACCUCAUACGACGGGCUCAGCUGCGAGCAAAGCCCCCAAACUUUGUGUGCGACCAGUGCGGCCAGGCGUUCCGAAUGUCCCACAACCUGCGGAUGCACAUGCUCCGGCACAGUCGCACCAAGAACUACCAAUGCAGCGAGUGCCCGAAGACCUUUUACGAUGCCUACAUGCGCAAUAUCCACAUACGCAUUCGCCACCGUGGAGAAUCGCCCUUCGCCUGCCGUUUCUGCAGCGAAACGUUUGCCUACGCGGGAGCUCGCCAAAAGCACGAAAGUGAGGUACAUAACGCAGCUCCCCGUCUCAUCGUAAAGCGAAUCAAUCCAAAGCCCAUGGCCAAGCCACGGGAGGAUGUGCGCUAUCAGUGCAAGCUGUGCCACAAACAUUACGCUUCCAAGUACGCGCUGGGCUGGCACAUCAAGGCGCACACCGAUGCAAAUGCCUUUAAGUGCCAGCAGUGCAGCAAGAGCUACUCGGACCCCAACAAGCUCAAACGCCACGAGAUGACUCACGAAAAGAGGCCGCUGCAGUGCGACGUCUGCUUGAAGGGAUUUUACCAGCGUGCGCGACUGCGGGAACACGAGCUCAUCCACACUGGAGAGCGUCCUUAUUGGUGUGAGGUCUGCAAUGUCCACUUCCGCUACAAGUACAACAUGAAGACGCAUGCGAACACUAAAAUGCACCAGGAGAACGUUCGUAAAACGGGUGCAAAACAAGUUGUUGAAGACGAAUGAAGCCAGAGUCUGUUUUUAACCACA
This is a messenger RNA of Drosophila ficusphila, 1943 nucleotides long. Its product is annotated as zinc finger protein 439. The transcript has 5 exons. Gene Ontology annotation, cellular component: nucleus. Gene Ontology annotation, molecular function: DNA-binding transcription factor activity, RNA polymerase II-specific; zinc ion binding; RNA polymerase II transcription regulatory region sequence-specific DNA binding. Gene Ontology annotation, biological process: regulation of transcription by RNA polymerase II. The record is from RefSeq and is a predicted model, not a curated record. Lineage: Eukaryota; Metazoa; Arthropoda; Insecta; Diptera; Drosophilidae. Bases 54 to 1919 code for a protein of 621 amino acids.